GCGGCGCCGACCAUCCGGGGUCGGCCGCGGUGCCGCCCGCGUCGGAGACGGACUCCGCCAACUCCCCCUGGGAGAGGCGGCGGGACGGCGGACGCGCCGGCCCGUGCGCCUUGGGGCGUGCGCUCGGGGGACGCGGCGAGUGUGGGGGAGGGGCGGCCGGGCGGAAGCCUGAACCCCGGCGCCGCUCUGCGUCCCUGUGCCUGUGGGCGCGGCCGGUCUUCCUUCCCCCCAAGGGCUGGAUUGAAGCGUGAACUCGCUGGGAUGAUGCCUAGAGUCUCUGUCUCUCUCAGCAGGGUGUGGUCGUCGUUUUGGGGGGCGUAGUGUGAGACUACAUCUCCGAUGGGCAGACUGCCCUGGCCUUGGGGCACUAAAUGCCCCCCCCAGCCGUGUGUGACAAAUGCCAGAACACCCCACAAACUAUCAGAUGUUGGCAGCUCUUCUCCCCAAAGCAGGGACUUUAGGAGCUUCCUGGGUUUGAAUCUUGGGAGCCUCAGAGGUUCCUCUCUGUACCUCGCACCGUGACUGUGAAGUUUAGUGUUUCUGUGAAGACCUGGUUGUCUCCAGAGACAAUUCCACCCAGCAGCACGUCACCGAAAAGGACUUGCCAAGCCAGACGAUGCCCACUGACCUGGGACAGGCCCUAGGCCAGCUGCCAUCACUGGCGAAGGCCGACUCCCUGUUCUCUGGAACAGAUGCUACCUCUCAAGGGGAGCUCUCCAGCCCUGAGACUGCACGCCAGCUUUUCAGGCAGUUUCGUUACCAGGUGAUGUCUGGGCCCCAUGAGACCCUGAGACAACUGCGGAAGCUCUGUUUCCAGUGGCUGCAGCCGGAGGUUCACACCAAGGAGCAGAUCCUAGAGAUCCUCAUGCUGGAGCAGUUUCUCACUAUCCUGCCUGGGGAGAUCCAGAUGUGGGUGCGGAAACAGUGUCCAGGCAGUGGAGAAGAGGCAGUGACCCUUGUGGAGAGCUUGAAGGGAGAUCCCCAAAGACUCUGGCAGUGGAUCAGCAUUCAAGUUUUAGGACAGGAAAUCUUAGAGAAGAUGGAGUCUCCAACCUGCCACCUGGGGGAAGUGGAGCCACAUCUUGAAGUGGUGCCUCAGGAGUUGGGACUUCAGGAUUCCCCCUCAGGGCCUGAGGAGGUGCUGAGCCACAUCGUGAAAGAGGAAUCUGACACAGAACCAGAAUUAGCUCUGGCUGCUUCCCAGCUUCCUUUCCGACCUAAGGAAAGGCUCAUCCGAGACCAGGACUUUGGAGCCUCACUUCUCCCAACAGCACCUCAGGAGCAGUGGAGACACCUGGAUUCUACUCAAAAGGAGCAAUAUUGGGAUCUCAUGCUGGAGACCUAUGGGAAAAUGGUCUCAGGAGCAGGCAUUUCCAAUUCCAAACCUGACCUGAUUAAUUCAACAGAAUAUGGGGAAGAGCUGGUAGGACUGCAUCUUCAUGUCAAUGAGAAGAUCCCAAGACCCACCUGCAUAGGAGAUAGACAAGAGAAUGACAAAGAGAACCUAAACUUGGAAAAUCAUAGGGACCAGGAACCUCUGGAUUCCUCCUGUCAAGCCUCAGGAGCAGCACCUUCUCAGGCUUCUUUGAGGGGCUUCUUUAGUGAGGAUGAGCCAGGGUGUUUUGGAGAAGGAGAGAAUCUCCCUCAGGCUCUGGAGAACCUCCAGGGAGAGGAGACAGGGGGACAGCUCUCUCCUCAAGAAAGGAAUUCUGGGAAGCAGCUAGGUCAGCAUUUGUUUAAUCCUCAUCCAAGAGAACUGUCCACCAUGUGGCUUGACGAGAAGAGAGAGGCCUCCCAGAAAGGGCAGCCGAGAGCCCCCAUGGCCCAGAAACUCCCCACCUGCAGAGAGUGUGGGAAAACCUUUUAUAGAAAUUCUCAGCUUAUUUUUCACCAAAGAACUCACACCGGAGAGAAAUACUUUCAGUGCUCCAUCUGCAAAAAGGCCUUUCUGCGGAGUUCAGACUUUGUGAAACAUCAGAGAACUCACACAGGAGAGAAGCCCUGUAAAUGUGAUUACUGUGGGAAAGGCUUUAGUGACUUCUCAGGAUUGCGCUACCACGAGAAAAUCCACACAGGAGAGAAGCCCUAUAAAUGUCCUAUCUGUGAGAAAAGUUUUAUUCAAAGAUCAAACUUCACUAGGCAUCAGAGGGUUCACACAGGAGAGAAACCUUAUAAAUGUUCCCACUGUGGGAAAAGUUUCAGCUGGAGCUCAAGCCUUGACAAACAUCAGAAAUCCCACUUAGGGAAGAAGCCCUUCCAAUAGCCAAACUCUCUUAGCCUAUUUCUCUGUUCCAGUCCAUUUAAAAAACACUCAGCUCUAUCUGGAGGAAUUGCAUCUAUGAGAUGAUAUCUGUUCUCUCUCUUCUUCAUGGACUGGAGAGGAGAGAACACAGACAUGGUGUUGGACUUGGAGGAUAUAUGUUGGCCUCUGGAUUGAAUUAAUAUCUUGCUUUUGCAUCAGGAGAAAGAAAGUUCUUCUUGUUUCAGCUCAUCUCCUUUUUUGGACCCCUUGAGAAAAAAAUCUCAAUUGGAGAUCCUGUUUUAGAAGUGCUAUCUGGGAAGAGUUGAAUUCAGGUAGCUGCAGUCACUGCUGAUGGGAAGAAAAUUGGUCAGCCCUUUAGAACUGGGGUGCUAGAGCAGCUCUUCUGUUACAGAAGGGGAAGCAUAGGAGGCCAGUUUUCUUUGUCAGAUGGGUGAAAAAUUAACUUCAAGUGCCCCUUAUUCAAAAUAAACGUAGAGUCACUUCCUA
Molecule: messenger RNA, 2749 nt
Organism: Cynocephalus volans (Philippine flying lemur)
Lineage: Eukaryota; Metazoa; Chordata; Mammalia; Dermoptera; Cynocephalidae
Gene: ZNF18
Product: zinc finger protein 18
Exons: 7
Coding region: 617-2263 (548 amino acids)
Biological process (GO): regulation of DNA-templated transcription
Source: RefSeq, a predicted model, not a curated record